Amphimedon queenslandica is the source of this 3449-nucleotide messenger RNA. Its product is annotated as deleted in malignant brain tumors 1 protein-like. Gene Ontology annotation, molecular function: ATP binding; protein tyrosine kinase activity. Gene Ontology annotation, cellular component: membrane. The transcript is spliced from 19 exons. Lineage: Eukaryota; Metazoa; Porifera; Demospongiae; Haplosclerida; Niphatidae. Gene Ontology annotation, biological process: protein phosphorylation. The coding region runs from base 254 to 3322 and encodes 1022 amino acids. The record is from RefSeq and is a predicted model, not a curated record.
CUUCUAUUUUCUAUCUCCUGUUUCAGCUCAGUCUGACUGCUCUCUACCUUCCCAGUCAAAUAUAACUCAUUUCAUCACAGGAUUUCUUAUUCACAAUGAUGGAAGUGUGGAAUAUUCUCCUACAAUCAUUGGUUCUGUGCAUUAUGUAUGUCAAGCUCAAGGCAGCAGUAGAGGUACUUACAGAUCUCUCUCUAUCAUUGCUACCUACACUCCUAAUCCUGGACAGUCUCAGACAAGAGGUAUAUUCCAGUUAAUGUGUAGCUCUGGAUCAUGGGAACCUGAUCUUGAUGGAGGAAUUCCUGUACCAGUGUCUGGGCUCAUUGAUAUACCCACUCGCACUGACUGUCUGCUCUGCAAUCAUACCUUUGGCAAUGAUAGGUGUCAAGCCUGUGACAGUAGUUGCAAUACUGGUCUCAGAAGAUGUGUUGGAUUACAAACCAAUUGCUGUUCUUAUUUCUCUCCAACUGAUCAGUGUACCACACAAUGCCCCACUAACUUUAAUGCAUCUGCUUCUGAUGGCUUCAUUUGCAUUUGUAACAAUAGCUGUGAAGCUGGUUAUACUCUAAACACUACUACCUGUACUUGUUCACUAUCAAAUAUAUGUGAACUGAGUCCUUGUCAGAAUGGAGGUAAUUGUACACUUGUUUCAGCUCCUUCUAAUUACACAUGUGAUUGUACUGGCACUAGCUAUCAAGGAAUUAACUGCUCAAUCCUUAUUCGUUGCAUUGAUGGAUCCAUUCGUCUUGUUGAUGGUACAAACAGCUCAGAGGGACGUGUUGAGGUAUGCAGUGGUGGAGUGUGGGGUACAGUCUGUGAUGACUACUGGGACAACACUGAUGCUGGAGUUGUAUGCAGACAGCUGGGAUAUGAUUCAGGAACUGCCUUUGAUAGUGCCUACUUUGGACAAGGAACUGGAUCAAUUGUGAUGGAUGAUGUCCAGUGUGUUGGAACUGAAUCUUACCUUACUAACUGUACACACACUAUAGAACACAGAUGUGACCAUUAUGAAGAUGCAGGAGUCAGAUGUGUCUUUUGUAACAAUAGCUGUGAAGCUGGUUAUACUCUCAACGCUACUUGUACCUGUUUAUUUUCAAAUAUAUGUGAACUGAGUCCUUGUCAGAAUGAAGGUAGUUGUACACUUGUUUCAGCUCCUUCUAAUUACACCUGUGAUUGUACUGGUACUGGCUAUCAAGGAAUUAACUGCUCAAUAUGUAUUUGUUGCAUUGAUGGAUCCAUUCGUCUUGUUGGUGGUACAAACAGCAAGGAGGGACGUGUUGAGGUAUGCAGUGGUGGAGUGUGGGGUACAGUCUGUGAUGACUACUGGGACAGUACUGAUGCUACUGUUGUAUGUAGACAGUUGGGUUAUGGUUCAGGAACUGCCUUUGAUAGUGCCUACUUUGGACAAGGAACUGAAGCAAUUGUGAUGGAUGAUGUUGAUUGUAAUGGAACUGAAUCUUACCUUACUAACUGUACACACACCACAGAACACAACUGUGUCCAUAGUGAAGAUGCAGGAGUCAGAUGUGUCUUAUGUAUUACUGGAUCAAUUCGUAUUGUUAAUGGUUCACAUGAUUGGGAAGGAAGAGUGGAAGUGUGUGUUAGUGAAUCAUGGGGCACUGUCUGUGAUGAUUUAUGGGAUUCCACUGAAGCAGCAGUAGUGUGUAGACAACUAGGCUGGGGAACAAGUGGAACUGCUCUAUCAAAUGCUUACUUUGGUGAGGGUACUGGUAGAAUCCUUUUGGAUAAUGUUCGGUGCUUAGGAACUGAGCAGUUAUUGACAAACUGUGCCCACUCAACCACCCACAACUGUGGACACGAUGAGGAUGCUGGAGUAAUAUGUAAUGUUUGUACUCCUGGUACUGUGCGUCUUGUUGAUGAAUCAAACUCUAUUGAAGGAAGAGUAGAACUGUGUCAUAAUGGAAGGUGGGGUACAGUCUGUGAUGACUACUGGGACAACACUGAUGCUAGCGUUGUAUGUAGACAGUUGGGAUAUGAUUCAGGAACUGCCUUUGAUAGUGCCUACUUUGGACAAGGAACUGGAACAAUUGUGAUGAAUGAAGUUCAUUGCAAUGGAACUGAAUCUUACCUUACUAACUGUACACACACAAUGAAUCACAACUGUAACCAUAGUGAAGAUGCAGGAGUCAGAUGUGGCUUUAUCAAUACAUCUACUGCUCCGCCAUCAAAUCAGCUGGCAUCUAUUUUGAUACCAGGGACAAUCACUAUUUGCUUAUUGUCGCUGGUAGUGUUUGCAGUAGUAUUAUCUAUUGCUUGCUUUAUCAAGAAGAAAAGGAGUCAUGAGCAACUGACAAUAAAAAUCACAUCCAAUUCCUGUUUGUCUUUAGAAAGCACCAACAAAAAUGUCUAUACCUGUAACAGAAAUAUUGAGAUUUCACCUGAAUAUAUGACUCAGCUGUCAAGUUGUAUAAUAUCAAGCUCAAGCAUUAGUAUGCAAGAGACUGCUGGUCAAGGUGAGUUUGGUAUAGUUUAUCGCGGAGUGAUGACAACAGAAAAUGAAAUGUCACAAGCAGUUGCUGUGAAGACAUUAAAAGGUUUUUACAACAAAAAUGAUAUCGAUUCUCUACUGGAUGAGUGUAUUAUAAUGAUGUCAUUCGAUAAUUUAAAUGUAUUACCACUGAUUGGUGUGUGUCUUGAUCUUGGACCAGCUCCAUGCAUUGUCAUGCCUUUUAUGUCAAGAGGAAGUUUAUUGUCUUACUUGAAGAAAGAGAGACUUAAUCUUACAGUAGCUGAUACCAGUGAAGAGGAUAUUGUACUUAAUGUUAGGAAACGGUUACUCUCCAUUUGUUUACAAGUUGCUAAUGGAAUGUCUUACUUAGCUUCACAGAGAUUCAUUCAUCGUGAUCUGGCUGCUAGAAACUGCAUGAUUGAUGGUGAUGGUAUCAUUAAAGUAGCUGAUUUUGGCCUAUCAGAAGAUAUAUAUGAUCAAAACUACUUCAGACAGCUGAAAGAUUCCUCAUCAACCAUCAAACUACCAUUGAAAUGGAUGGCAAUAGAAAGUAUUCAUGAUGGACUCUUCUCUGAAAAAUCCGAUGUGUGGUCUUAUGGUGUAUUGUGCUGGGAAGUGUUCAGUCUUGGUAGGAUGCCUUAUCCUGGUCUAGAUCCAGUAGGAGUAGUGGAGUUACUGGAUGCUGGAGGAAGACUGCAGAAUCCAAAUAAUGAAGCAUGCUCACAAGAAAUUUACUCACUAAUGAUGUCAUGUUGGUCUGAAUCACCUGAUGAUAGGCUAGUGUUCAGUGAUUUGGUAUCAUCAGUCAAUGCACUCAUUGAACCAUUGGCUGACUAUGUAUCUGGACUGCUUUAACUUUAAGUCUACAUACAUCUUUCAUUUUAUAUACAUACAUACAGAAAAUAUAUAUUUUCAUAUUUUCAAUUACUUUAAUGGCCGGAUCAAAAAUAAUUCUGGUCUCUGUUGUGUUUUAGUAAGAGUA